Molecule: messenger RNA, 1471 nt
Organism: Hemibagrus wyckioides
Lineage: Eukaryota; Metazoa; Chordata; Actinopteri; Siluriformes; Bagridae
Product: protein bunched, class 1/class 3/D/E isoforms-like
Exons: 3
Coding region: 217-996 (259 amino acids)
Biological process (GO): regulation of transcription by RNA polymerase II
Source: RefSeq, a predicted model, not a curated record
UGAAUACCAUCCUCCAUUGUUAUUAUUAAUAUUGUGGCGUAAACAGGAGUGUGUCCUCUGUUUGCGUGUUUUGCAAUUGAAAGCAAUGUAACCUAACUGCUCCAGCCCUGUAAGGGGUGGAGUUUGGACUUUAUAAACCUGGCCUGACUCAGCUUUCCCUCAGUAUAUUACUGUCUUACACUGAACUUAAUCAAAGAUGGGAUCAAGUGCCUCAGGAUGAAUUCAAGCCCUGCUCACUCACCCACUGACUGUGGAUCGGUGCCAAACUACAGACGAAGCAGGUCCUGUAGCACUUCAAUUGACAUUGACAGCAGAAUUGCACAAGCAAUGGACCUGGUGAAGACUCACAUGCUGAGUGCAGUGCGAGAGGAAGUGGAACCUCUGAGAGAGAAAAUUCGAAAUCUGACUGAGAGAAACAUAGAGCUGGAGAGGGAAAACCACCUGCUGAGAUCACUGACCAUUUACCAAAUAGCACUGAGCUCGGGUCUGAUCAGCAACCACAAUACAGCACUGAGCUCCGGUCAGAUCAGCAACCACAAUACAGCACUGAGCUCCGGUCAGAUCAGCAACCACAAUACAGCAUUGACCUCAACUCAGAUCAAGAAAUACCCAACAGCACUGACUUCAGGUCAGAUCACCAACCACCAUACAGCACUGAGCUCCGGUCAGAUCAGCAACCACAAUACAGCACUGAGCUCCGGUCAGAUCAGCAACCACAAUACAGCAUUGACCUCAACUCAGAUCAAGAAAUACCCAACAGCACUGACUUCAGGUCAGAUCACCAACCACAAUACAGAAAUGAGCUCAGGUCAGAUCACCAACCACAAUACAGCACUGACCUCAAAUCAUCACAGCAGUCGGCAUGACAUCAGCAUACCUGAGCGAUCAGAAAAUGUCAUCUUCAGAAGCGCUGACUACUCAAACAAUGGGUGCUUUUCUGUGAACACACAACCGUAUUUGAAUGUAGCAAUAAAGCGAGACGUCAGGUGUGUUUAGUGCUGCUCUGUCCUAGCAGGGUGUGUCAAUUACUGUGAAUUGCUAAUCUUAAAGUGCUUAUCUUAUAAACAAAUCAGUACUUAGCAAGUACCUUGUGACAAGGUUGUAGUGUUCUCUUUAACUGUGUUUCUUUGAGCCUGUGAACAAAAAUGUUCACAAUGAAAGUAUCAUUGUUAAAGAUUUUUUUUAAAAAAUAUAGCUCUGCAUUUUUAUAAAAUGUAAUAGGUUGCAUUUGUUUUGCACACAUUUCUUAUUAGAUUUUUGUUAGAGUUAAUAUAUUGUAUACAUUGCUAUGAAUUACUGUGUCUGAGCUGUGUAGAAUUGUAAAGUAAUGAUGUCAAAACUUGUAUAUAUUUAUACCCACAAUUGAAACACUACAGAUUUGUUUUUUGUUUGUUUGUUAAAUGGCUUCAUACUCAUUCAUCAUGGUUUUAAACAGCACUUUCUGUUAGCAUUAAUAAAUAAUUAAAACACA